Molecule: messenger RNA, 2807 nt
Organism: Andrographis paniculata
Lineage: Eukaryota; Viridiplantae; Streptophyta; Magnoliopsida; Lamiales; Acanthaceae
Product: biotin--protein ligase 2-like
Exons: 11
Coding region: 126-1268 (380 amino acids)
Biological process (GO): protein modification process
Cellular component (GO): cytoplasm
Molecular function (GO): biotin--[biotin carboxyl-carrier protein] ligase activity
Source: RefSeq, a predicted model, not a curated record
AAGAUCGUGAUUUAUUUUUACUUUAGUCCUUUGGUAGGGUCGUUUUUCAUUUUAAGCCAUUUGACCCAUAUAUAUAGAGAGAGAGAGAAAUACACACAUAUAUAAGGUUGGGACUGAAACUGGAAAUGGCGAAAGAGUAUUGUUUUCUCCGCCUGCAACGCUUUGCCUCAUUAAACAGAUCCCUACCAUCGAUCUUCCUUCAAAGGUUCAACUGUGUCCUGAAGAGUUCUCGUCUUCCAGCGGGUAAACUAGAAAUGGAGGCGCAGCAGGGUACAACCCUUGUGCUUAACGGGAAAUCCGCUGCAGAAAAUGACAUGGCAAGGUGUUUGAAGAAGAACGAUGCUGUAAAACUCCCCGACGGUUCUCCAGUAAAUGUUUACUUGCAUUCGGAUAUUGAAAAUGGGCAAAUCAUUGGUAGUGACGAUGCUUUCCGAGUGAGUUCAUACAUGAAUUCUCUCUCAACCAAUCGCUUAGGAAAGCUGCUCAUUUACUCCCCCAAAUUAUCUUCCACGCAUGACAUUGUUUCAAAUAAUUUCGUUGAGUUGCCUGUUGGAGCUGUGUGUGUUGCUGAUAUCCAGCUUAAAGGCAGAGGUCGGUCCAAGAACACUUGGGAAUCACCCAAGGGAUGCCUUUUGUUCUCGUUCACUUUACAAAUGGAGGACGGUAGAAUUGUCCCGCAUGUGCAGUAUGUUGUUUGUUUAGCUAUGGCAGAGGCAAUUAACGAUGUCUGUCGAAAAAAUGACAUGCCUGCACUUGAUGUUAGAAUAAAGUGGCCAAAUGAUCUAUACUUACAUGGUCUUAAAGUGGGAGGCAUUUUGUGCACAUCAACGUAUAAAUCUAAGAAGUUUAAUGUCAGUGUUGGAAUUGGCUUGAACGUGAGUAAUCAGCAACCAACUACAUGCUUGAACGCCGUUUUACAGAGAUUGGGAUGUGUUGACCGGCUAUUACAACGUGAAGAUAUCAUGGCUGCUUUCUUCAAUAAAUUUGAGAGCUUUUACGAUAUUUUCAUCACGCAAGGUUUUCAAGAAUUAGAAGGGCAGUACUACAAGAGAUGGCUGCACAGUGGACAGCGCAUUAUCGUACAGGAGAAGGAUGAUGAUACGAACCAAGUCUCAGAAUAUGUUGUGACAAUCCAGGGUCUAACCUCUUCCGGGUACCUUCUGGCAAUCAGUGAAGACGGUCAAGCACACGAACUUCAUCCUGAUGGUAACAGUUUUGAUUUCCUUAAAGGGCUUGUGAGCAAAAAAGUGGGAGGAGCAGAGCAUUGAAGUAAAACACCAUGUGGAAAUGGAAUGUGGAGUAGUCGUGGGUUGUAAGAAUACAUUUUCUUAAAUAUAGCAAACUUUUUAACGUCGCCUGUAUCUUUAUCUUCAUUAGUUUAAACACUGAAAGCAACACGUUUGUGCCGUGUUUUUUAUGCGUAUCACAUUUGGAUAUCUUAUCUUCUUUGCAAUAAGAUGAUAUUAUGUGACCCUCCCUACUUCUCGUUGUUUAAAUUAAGUAACAAAAUUACAACAAUCAGAUGAAAAAUAAUUAAUAAUUGCGAAAAAAAUUAAUUAAAAAUGCGAAAAAGUAGGAAGGCAAUUACUUUGCAAGAAAGCAACAACAUAUUUGAUAUGUCUAGAAAUUUCCAAUCAAAUGUCAAUCGUCUUCCCUAAAAGUUCUCUCCCACAUUCAAUAUCCAUCUCUAAUCCCACAGGUAUGCAUCCCCUGUAAUUUAUAUCCAUUUGUUUCUAUAUUCCUCGAUUUUGAUUCUGUUUACCAAUCAAGAGCCGUUCUUGGGGAUGGAUUCAACAAUGAGUAUCGGAAGCUAAUCCUGCAAUGCAUUUGUUCAGCUGCGCGGCAUCGAUGAAAGCCAGUAAUUCCCACGUGUCGGUGUCGACGUCAUCGCCGGCGAGAGUUCACAGUUCCGGGCGGGAUUUCGAUUACUCAGCCAGUAAGAGGAACGGCAAGAACAAUCUGGGUCGGGAAUUGAGGAUUAAUUACGCAGUUGGGAAUGGAAUUUCUGGAAUUUUGCACAAAUGGGUGAAUUUCGGUAAGGGAUGGAAGGCCCGGUGGUUUGCGCUGCAAGAUGGAGUGUUGAGUUAUUACAAAAUCCACGGGCCGGAUAAGAUCGUCCUGAAUAAGGAAUCCACAAAAGGGUCCAGAGUGAUCGGGGAUGAAUCCAUGAAAUGGAUUCUCCGGCAACCGAACGGCGACAACACGGAGGAGAGGCAAAAAGCCGCCGCCGUCGGCCGCGAAAUUCAUGUAAAGGUUUCAUACAUCCGGGAGAGCACAUCGGACGACAAGAAAUUCUCGAUAUUUACAGGGACGAGGUGGGUCCAUCUGAAGGCGGAGACGGGGGAGGUUAGGACAACAUGGAUAGAAGCAUUCUACGCCGCCAAGGAGAUGCUCCCGAAACUGGCCAAGUCGGAGCGGCCGGCGGUGUCGACGGAGAAGCUCCGGUGGAUAUUGAGGAGGGAGGGGCUGAGCGGCGCUGUGGUUGAGGACAUCGAGCGGAUCAUGAAGGAGGAGUUAGCGUCGGUGCAGAACCAGUUGACAGUGCUGAAGCAGAAGCAUUGGCUGCUGGAGGAGACGCUCCGACAGCUGGAGGUGCGUGUAAAGAUUAGUACAAAAACAUCACCGUCGUCUUCUUCUUCUCCCCAAACCUGCUACGCCACCCCUACCGCCUCCAUUGCUUGUGCAAAUUAGACUUGCCGACAUACAUACAUACGUACAUUUGUGUUUGUAGGCAGACAUUUGUUAGUUCGAUUGUACAUAAGAUGGCUCUUCAGUUUUGUAUGUACAGAACUCUCUGUCUCUCUCAA